Messenger RNA from Cryptomeria japonica (Japanese cedar), 1608 nucleotides. RefSeq lists its product as uncharacterized. The record is from RefSeq and is a predicted model, not a curated record. The coding region runs from base 160 to 1320 and encodes 386 amino acids. NCBI's taxonomy places the organism in Eukaryota, Viridiplantae, Streptophyta, Pinopsida, Cupressales, Cupressaceae. The transcript has 2 exons.
ACAAAUUUUUUAUGAGAGCAGGUUGAAGAGAGGUUGAACAAAAUUUGGCUUCCAAGAUCAAAGAGGAGGAGUUGAAGACUGAUUUUAGAAGCUUCAACAAGUGUUGCAGCAUCAUUUCCAUACAUUUUCAAGCUUCCAUUGGCAGCAAGAGGAACUAGAAUGGCAUCUACAUCUUCCUCCAUUGGCAAUGAACAAGUAAUUGCAAAACAAAGAAAUGAUCCAAAUUCUCCCUUAUGGAAAUAUGUGGACAUUAUAAAACAACUUCCGGGAGGUGGGGGAUUCCGUUGGAAAUGCCAUGGAUGUGAUAUUGAACGUAAUAGUUCAUAUUAUCGAGUGGUAGGCCAUUUGUGUGGAAUAAAAGGAAGAGGCAUCAAAAAAUGCCCUGGCAAAAAUGGUAAACCUAUACCAGAUGAGAUAGUGAUGAAAUAUAUUAGGGAGCAUGAGGUGGCAGAAGAGAGGGAAGCCCGUAGAUUGAACCAAACCGCAUCAAAGAAAACAAGGGGAAUGCAAGGCCCUUCUAAUCCCAGUAUUGUAGUAGAAGACCACCCCUUCUUUGCCACAAAUGAACCUCAAAGUGAACCACCCUUGACACGUAAAAGAACAAAAGGGCCUUUAGAAACCGCAUUCCAAAAUGAGAGUAGAGACAAUGCUGAUCAAGAUAUAGUAAGGUGCAUUUAUGCAAAUGGUUUGUCAUUCAAUGUUGUUCGCUCCCCAUAUUGGAAGCAAAUGAUAAAAAGUGUUAAUGAGGCACCAAGAGGGUAUAAGGGCCCCGGUUAUGAGAAGGUACGUGGAACAUUAUUGGAGAAAGAGGUGAAGAGGGUUGAAGAUGCAUUGAAACCCAUAAGGGAUUCGUGGGUUGAGACAGGUGUAACAAUUGUUUCAGAUGGGUGGAAAGAUGCUAAAAACCGUCCCUUGAUCAAUGUCAUAGCGGUGUCCCCUAAAGGGGCAAUGUUUUUGAGAGCUGUGGAUUGUGAGGGCCAAAUAAAAGAUGGCGAAUUUAUUGCAAAAAUUCUCAUCUCUGCCAUUGAGUCUGUGGGACCCCGCAAUGUUGUCCAAGUCAUAACGGACAAUGCAAAAAAUUGUAGAGCUGCUGGUUUGUUGGUUGAGCAACGCUAUGAUCACAUCUUUUGGACACCUUGUGCGGUACAUUCACUCAAUCUUAUGCUACAAAGGAUUGGGCAAAAAAUAAAAUGGAUCAGAGAUGUGUAUGCAGAGGCUGAGGACAUCCAGAUGUUCAUCACAAACCACCACAUGUCUCAAGGGAUUUUUAGAACCUAUUCGAAUUUGGAGCUAUUGAAGGUAAGUGAAAUAGUAAUUUAAUUUUACAUUUUCUGAUUUUUUUGAAUUUUCAAUGUUAAUAAUAUCAUUGUGUAAGCUAUAUUGUGUAUUCUUCUUUAAAGUUUGGCUUUAUUUUUUAAUAAUUUGGCAUUAAUUUGUGUUAUAGGUUGCUGAGACCCGUUUUGCAUCAAACACAAUCGUCUUAAGACGACUUGUGAAAGUUAGAGUGGCACUAUGCAAUAUGGUGAUCAGCACCAAUUGGACUGUAUGGAAGCAAAGUAGCACUGAGAGGGCAGGAAAAAUUAGGGAUAGAAAAUUGGAUGAGAAAUG